Heterostelium album PN500 is the source of this 846-nucleotide messenger RNA. Its product is annotated as NAD-dependent epimerase/dehydratase family protein. NCBI's taxonomy places the organism in Eukaryota, Evosea, Eumycetozoa, Acytosteliales, Acytosteliaceae. Bases 1 to 846 code for a protein of 281 amino acids. The transcript is spliced from 3 exons. The record is from RefSeq and is a predicted model, not a curated record.
AUGAUAAGAUUUAAAGUUUAUGGUCUAGCCAGAACUCAAGAAAAAGCUGAUUAUCUUACUAAAAAUGAAAUAAAUCCAAUCAUUGGUAAUGCAUCUGAUGUUGAAGUUUGGGGAGCUGUUGCCGAGAGAGUAGAUGUCGUGGUUGAAGCACUUGCUGACUAUACCAAUCGUGCCACCACUGGAAUUGUAUUAGCUAAAAUCCAAGAGGUUGCUACCAAGAAGCCACACCUAACAAUUAUCUAUACUAGUGGAUCGUUGGUCUACGAAGAAACUCAGGAUCUCGUCGAUGAGAACUCGCCAUACAAUGUCACCCACCCGUUCUUCUCACACAGAAGAAAGGUAGAGGAACAAUAUCAAGCUUUCGGAGGUAUUAUCAUCCAGCCAUCGUAUGUCUAUGGAGGUCAAGGUUCGGCAUCGUCCUACUAUUUCCGAUUGGCAACUCAAACAACCGAUGGCCAAGUUACAAUGUUUGGCAAGAACAAAGAUCAAUAUCGUUCAUUCAUCCACGGUGCUGAUCUUGCUCAGAUUUACUUGUUGGCUGCAUUGAAUGCAUCUUCGGUAAGAGGACAAAUAUUCAUCGGAUCGGCCAACUACUUCAAAUCGGAGGAAGUUGUUCGUGCCAUUGCCAAAGAGGCCGGUGUUGAGAUCAAGACAAUCAACUAUAUCUCACCACCAGACGAUGAUAUCAUGGCACAAGUCUACUCUGUUUCCAGUCGUGCUACCAGCAAAAAAGCUGAACUUCUCUUGGGUUGGAAAGCAAAUCGUCCAUCACUCAUUGACAAUACCAAGCAUUAUCUUCAAACAUGGAAAUUAUACCAACAACCAUCUACUCCAUCUUCAAAAUAA